This is a messenger RNA of Lodderomyces parapsilosis, 1884 nucleotides long. RefSeq lists its product as uncharacterized. Lineage: Eukaryota; Fungi; Ascomycota; Pichiomycetes; Serinales; Debaryomycetaceae. The transcript has a single exon. The record is from RefSeq and is a predicted model, not a curated record. Bases 1 to 1884 code for a protein of 627 amino acids.
AUGGUGGUUAGAUCGUUAAUAUAUGGAGUUAUCGACAAAGUUCCUGUUGUCAACAACAUAAACCAUUUUAUUCAAGAACGACUGCAAAUGACAGAUGCAUCAAGUACCAGUUCAUCAGACUCGAAUAGUGACGAUGCCGACUCAGAUGAAAUGACUGAUGAUGAGAACUUGCAAGAAGUUGUACUUCCACAAUCACCGAAACAAAAGAUUCAUGCCAAGAUCAUUAGAAAUAGAACAAAUUCACCAGUGUUGGACCCACAGUUAGUGGAACAGGGUGAACUAAAUGCAUUAUUCGACUCUCCAACCAAAAAAAGGGUAAGCGCAGUGGACAAAAGCCACAUCAAGCCUGUUUCAGCCAGAUUAUCGAAACGCAAAGCUGAAAAAGUGGAAAAGAUUGAAACCCCUGAUUUAGAUACUUUAACGAGUCCAACAUUGGUAGAUGAAAGUGAUCUGGUAUCAACGCCACAACAAACUGCGUUAUCCUCAUUUAGUGAACAACAAAGAGGAUCAGCUAAAGAAGGCAAGAAAUAUCAUGUUGAACAAUACAUGAAUGAUCAAAAUAGCAAGUUUAACGAGUUGAUAACUAACAAUAUUGGAGCUGUAUUAAAGGAAGAUGAUGACGAAGAACAAGAAGAAGAGCUGGACAAUAUUGUGUUCAACUACAAUAAAGAUUUAAACCCCGGCGUGGCUUUAUUGUCCAUGGUUUAUGACAAUCGAAAAGUCAUUGCUUCUUCAGUUUACAAAUAUGGAAAACAACAAGUUAGUUCAAGAUUGCCAUAUAUUCCGUUCAUAAAUCCCAAGAAGGUGGUAACUCAAGAAGAAACUAAUGAGUAUCUUGUAGGAAAUAAGCAAGAAAGGUUAUCGAGUCCAUUUGCAUCACCACUUCUUGGGAAAGCAUUGAUGACAUUGGACAGUUCGCGAGCAGUUACAAAACUACAACAAGAUGAAGAGAUUAGUGUUGAUUUAAGUCAACAAAACAUCCUAGAUCAACAGAAAUUUGAUCAAUUAAUGACCAACCUUGAUGAUGAAGUUAAAAUCGACAUUUUCUUGGAUUCAUUGGAUGAAAAAACCAAAAUCAACUUGUUACAUCUGUUGCGCAAGGAUUUAAACAUGUAUAAUGAUCAAGAUGCCACACUAUCACCCCAAUCAGCAGUUAAAACCCUUUACUAUAAUGAAAACAUCUCCACUAUAGACAAGGUGCAAAUAUUCAUCAUUAUAUCAGUCAAGCUAUUCAUCACUGGUAUUAAGUUGUUCAUACCGAUAACCAGAUACUUGGUGUACAAAUUCCAACAAAAUCAAAUGUACAUAUUCAAUGCUAAAAACAUGAAUAAAUUUUUCAAUUUUUUGAUCAAGUUUAUGAAUUAUCUUGAUUUGAAAUUGAAUGAUAAUCAACAAUUGAUUAAUCAGUUAUCGAAACAGGAUUAUGUCAAAACGGAAGAAAACAUUGAAGAAAUGUUUAAUGAUUUCAACAAGAGAACAAAGCUGUAUUUCAAACCAAAAUAUUUCAAGGACAAGUUUAUUGCCAAGGAUGAUUAUGUUAAACGAGGAAUGUUUGAUUUGGUAAUGAAGAAUGUGGUUAGUGAUGGAGAAGAAGAAGAGGAUGAGGAAGUUGAAGUAGCAGCAAGAAAGAUGGUUAAGAAUUAUGAACAAGAUCCCAACUAUGCUAUGUAUUUCACUGGUAAAUCAAUUGAUUCAUCAGCAAGAGAAAGUGAAACUGGAAGUUUUAUUGACGAGGAAGAUGAAGUGGAUGAUUAUGAGAAGGAUGAAGAAGGGGAAGAAGAGAGUGAUGCGUAUGCUACUGCAACUAGUAAACGAUCUGGCUCCUUUUCAGAUGCUAGUCGCCAAUCUAGUUUUUCACGUCAAAGGAAAUACAUGAGAUACUAA